Molecule: messenger RNA, 2106 nt
Organism: Vicugna pacos (alpaca)
Lineage: Eukaryota; Metazoa; Chordata; Mammalia; Artiodactyla; Camelidae
Product: solute carrier family 22 member 6-like
Biological process (GO): transmembrane transport
Molecular function (GO): transmembrane transporter activity
Source: RefSeq, a predicted model, not a curated record
UAGACCCAAGAACUGAUGAGCUGAGGAGACAAAGGGCAGCCCCUCUCCUCCCCCUGCAUCGAAAGACAGGAAGCAGGUUGUGGGAGUCAGCGGUCUCAGCUCUGGUGCCCCUGCUAGGUCUUGCAUUCAAUGGUCUUCAAUGACCUCCUGCUGCAGGUGGGGGGCAUUGGCCGCUUCCAGCAGAUCCAGAUCCCUCUGUUGAUUCUGUCCUUAUCCCUGCUGUAUUUGCACCACACCCUGCAGAACUUCACCGCCGCCAUCCCCACCCACCACUGCCUCCCACCUGCUGACACCAACCUCAGCAAGGAAGAAGAACUGGGUGCCUGGCUGCCCCGGGACAGGCAGGGGCAGCCUGUGUCCUGCCUCCGCUUCACCUCCCCCCAACGGGGACCACCCUUUCCCAAUGGCACAGCGACCAACGGCACGGGGACCACCGAGACCUGCAGCGACGGUUGGAUCUAUGACAACAGCACGUUCCCUUCCACCACCGUGACAGAGUGGGACCUCGUGUGCACACACAAGACCUUGCCGCAGUUGAGUCAAUCCAUCUUCAUGGCAGGAAUACUGGCUGGAAACUUGACAUUUGGAGUCUUGGCGGACAGGCUGGGCCAGCGGAAGGUAUUGAUCUGGAGCUACCUGCAGUUAGCAGUCUCAGGGACCUGCACUGCCUUCACAUACAACUUCCCAGCCUACUACAUUUGCCGUUUCCUCUCAGGCAUCGCUUUGUCUGGCCCCAGCAUUACCUCCUUCUCUUUGAGUCUGGAGUGGCUGCCCGUCCAUGCCCAGCCAAGUCUGGGCCUCCUAUUAGGAUUUGCCCCCACCACAGGCCAGCUCUUCCUCGGUGGCAUGGUUUAUGCUGUGCCCCACUGGCGCCACCUACAGCUGUUGGUCUCUCUGCCCUUCUUUGUCUUCCUCAUCUGCUCCAGGUUCUUCAUUGAGUCUGCCCUCUGAUACUCCUCCUUGGGAAGGCUGGAACUCACCCUGAAGGCCCUACAGAGAGUGGCCCAGAUCAAUGGGAAGCAGGAAGAGGGUGCCAAGCUGAGUGUGGAGCUACUCCAGAUGAGUCUGCAGGAUGGCCCGACCACAGGCGGAGCCCAGCCCUCGAUUCUGCAGCUGCUGCGCAACCCUGCAGUCUGCCGGUUCUUCCUCUGUAUUGUGCCACUGUGGUAGGUCCACUGUUUCAGCUUCUUUGGCUUGUUCAUGAGUCUGCAAAGUUUUGGGGUCAACAUCUACCUGGCCCAGGUGCUGUUCACAACUGUGGACUUACCAUUUUAUAUCCUGGGCUUUCUGGCCACCAAAUCAAUUAGCCACAGGCCUACCCAAGUGGCCUCCUUGCUGCUAUCAGGGAUCUUCAUUCUGACCUGUGCUGCGAUACCCCUAGAUCAGAUAUUCCUCCGCAUCACAAUGGCCACAUUAGGAAAAGGCUGUGUGACUAGCUCCAUGAACUGCAUCUCUGUGUACACGGGGGAGCUGUACCCCACAGUAAUGCAGCAGAGAAGUGUGAGCGUAACAAUCACCUUGGCCAACGCAGGCAGCAUUCUGAGCCCCCUGGUGGACAUGACCUCCGAGGUCUACCCUUCCCUGCCUCUUUUCAUCUAUGGAGCCAACCUUGUGGCUGCCUGCCCCAUCACUGUCCUCCUGCCAGAGACUCUGGGACAGCCACUGCCCAACACAGUGCAGGACCUGGAAAGAAGGUGGAAAAAGAAAUCAGGGCAGAAGCAGCAGGAGCAGCAGAUGGUCCCGCUCCAGUCCUCCUGAGGGCUGGGAAGGGGCAGAAAGUGGGCGAAACUCCUGCAUCUCCUGGACAUCCACACCAAGAGGAAGAAUGGAGACAUGGCAGGCGGGGAAGGAGGGAGGGACCACUACUGGACCUGUGGUUCCAGAGGAAUGCUUCCCCUGGGCACCUCCACUCCUAGCCAGACCUACCCUAUCAUUUCAUUAAAAGUAGUGCGGCACAGCUUCUCCCAGUGCGCCGCUCCGGCUGAAACACAGUGGUCUCUUCACAUCAGCUAACCCUCGGUUCAAAAACUCAUGCAGUGAUCUUCUACGUAGAGAAUCCAAUGGCAUCUACACAAAUGCUACUACAAUUAAAACAAGUCUAGCAAG